AUGGUACAGCGGGAUAUUGCCUCUUUAGCAAAUUUACCAAAAGGCCCCUUCCCCCUCCCGGCUGUGAAGGCUCCUGUGGAGAAGCAACAGGAGCUUAUACGCAGCGUCUAUGGAGUGUUAUCCAGCAGAGCUGAGAAUGUGAGCAAUUUCGUGGAUGCUGAGUCUAUUUUCGGCCCGGAUACUCGCCUUGUGUACAAGCACUUUGCAACUUUGUACUUUGUCUUUGUAUUUGAUAGCUCUGAAAACGAGCUUGCCAUGCUCGACCUCAUACAAGUUUUUGUGGAAACCUUGGACAAAUGCUUCAAAAAUGUGUGCGAGCUUGACGUCGUGCUCAAUUACAGCAAGAUGCAUACAGUAAUGGAUGAGAUCAUUUUUGGAGGGCAAGUGCUGGAAACAAGUUCAACUGAAGUUAUGAAAGCCGUUGAAGAAAUCUCAAAGUUAGAAACAGCCUCAAAUGCCAUCUCACUGGUCCCAAAAUCUGUUUCUGCCUGGCGGAGCCGAUAGUAUGCAGUUUUGAGUGAUUUGUUAUCAGAACCUCCAAGUUUCUCUGAUAGGAGUUUGUGAAGAUUUUGGAUGCUUAAUGGAAGGCAAUUUUAAUA
Prunus mume (Japanese apricot) is the source of this 599-nucleotide messenger RNA. NCBI's taxonomy places the organism in Eukaryota, Viridiplantae, Streptophyta, Magnoliopsida, Rosales, Rosaceae. The record is from RefSeq and is a predicted model, not a curated record.